AUGAAAUUGUCAAUUGGUUUGGAUCUAAGCCUUUAAGAUGCAGUGCAGGUUUUUGGAUGAAAAAUCAAUUUCAACAAGAUUUUCUAUUUACCGCGGGACAUUGUCCCUAUCCCUAUAAUGAUACUUCAAGAUUAUUUUAUCGUAAUGAUAGAAAUUCACCUGUUUUAAUUGGACCAAUGGAGAAUUUUACGCUCACACCAAAUGACAUUGGUUUUAUUAGAAAAUCAAACCCAGAUAUCAAAGAAGUAAAGAAAUAA
Molecule: messenger RNA, 257 nt
Organism: Racocetra persica
Lineage: Eukaryota; Fungi; Glomeromycota; Glomeromycetes; Diversisporales; Gigasporaceae
Source: the annotation of a GenBank genome assembly